AUGGCCCCCACCAACACUUCAGUGGCCCCCAAAGCCUCAGUGGUGGCUCCCAACACCUCGAUGGACCCUAGCAACACCUCGAUGGCCCCCAAAGUCUCAGUGAUGGCCACCACCAACACCUUGAUGGCCCCUACCAACACCUCAGGGGCCCCCAAAGCCUCACUGGUGGCCCUCACCACCUCAGUGGCCCCCAAAGCCUCAGUGGUGGCCCUCACCACCUCGGUGGCCCCCAAGGCCUCAGGGGUGGCCCUCACCACCUCGGUGGCCCCCAAAGCUUCAGUGGUGGCCCUCACCAUCACCUCGGUGGUUCCUAAAACCUCUAUGGUCCCCACCUCUUCGGUGGUCCCCAAAGCCUCAGUGGCCCCCAGCAUCUCAGUGAUCCCAAAUGCAUCAGUGACCAUCCCCAACGCCUUGGUGGCCACCAAUGCCUCUGUGAGUGGUACAAAAGCGAUGAAGCUCCAGCUCACCUGCCACAGCUUCCAGUGCUCCGGGGAGAGGUGUUACCAGGAUGGAGCCCACACCAACGAGACGGUGACCUGCCACAAUGAGACUUACUGUGAGCUGUAUCGUUUCUCCAGCACAAACUACACAGCCAGGUGCAGCAGUGCCUGUGGCUCGGGGAUGUGCAGGGCCAACAGCAGCAUGAGCACAAAGGAGUGUGCCCUGGACUGCUGCAACUCCUCCCUCUGCCUGCAGCUCAACGCCAGCUCCUAUGGUGACCUUCCCCCCACCACCACACCACUGAUGACCACUACAUCCAGAGCUCCCCCCCAGAACGGGAAGGUGUGCGCAGCGUUCUCCUGUCAUGGGGAUGGAUGUUUCAAAGGCAAGAAGGCUGUUGCUAGAUGCAGUGUUGGGCAGGACUUCUGUGAGAUGAAGAAGAUGGGCUUGAAUUACAUGGCGGGAUGCAGCAAAGCCUGCAAGGCUGCCAAACCAGUCUGUGCUGCUGGGAUGAAGGCUGCCUGUUACCAGGAGUGCUGCCCAGCCACCCCGAGAGCCAGCUGCCUGAGGCUGGAUGGCAAAGUCCAUGUCAAUGGUGCUGGGCGGGUGACUGCAGCCCUGUUCUCGAAGCUCAUGGUGUGUGGGGUGGUUCUUCUCCUCACUUCCAGGGGCUCUGCUCCCCUCUGGGGGUAAGCAGCAGCCCAGAUGCUCUGCAGUGCUCCUCAGCAUCC
This is a messenger RNA of Melopsittacus undulatus (budgerigar), 1172 nucleotides long. RefSeq lists its product as uncharacterized. Lineage: Eukaryota; Metazoa; Chordata; Aves; Psittaciformes; Psittaculidae. The coding region runs from base 1 to 1134 and encodes 377 amino acids. The transcript is spliced from 6 exons. The record is from RefSeq and is a predicted model, not a curated record.